AUGGCACCCAAUUUGGUCACUCCUUUGGAGGAUGAAUCCAUCAAGAAAGAAGACGUUGAAUUUGGCCACCUCGAGGAACAAGAGCUAUCAAAUCAUAAAGUCGGCACUGAAUCGCCCGUGUAUGGUAUUGAUAAGGCGCACCAGAAGAGGGUCAUGCGACGCGUUGAUCUCCGUCUCCUUCCAAUACUGGGAAUUAUGUAUUCCAUAUCCCUCAUUGACCGGACCAACCUUGGUCUUGCUUUUGUGGCAGGAAUGGAGGAGGACCUUGGACUUGACAUUGGAAGUAGGUACACGAUCAUCGUGAUGGUAUUCUUUGUGGCAUAUAUUAUUUUCGAGAUACCCAGCAAUCUCAUCCUCCCCAAAGCCGGUGCAGCAAACUGGUUGGCGUUUCUCGGAUUAAGCUUUGGGGUGAUCUUGAUUGGAAUGGGAUUCACGAACAAUUGGAGCACAAUGGCAGUUUGCCGAACCCUUUUAGGUGUAAUGGAAGCUGGUUUUCUUCCAGGUUGCACCUAUCUGAUUACAUGUUGGUACACGAGGUUUGAAGUGGGCAAGAGACUCGCUGCAUUUUGGCUAGUCUCUGUUGUACUGAACGCAUUCGCUGCGAUAUUUGCAUAUGCCUUGACGCUGCUCGACGGGACGUAUGGUCUGGCCGGAUGGCGUUGGAUUUUUAUUAUCGAAGGUGCCAUAACCAGCGGUGUUUGUUUGAUUGGGUGGUUCAUUAUCAUCGACUUUCCAACUCAGGCAGGUAAGUUCCUCAAACCAGAAGAACAAGCAUUCAUCAUCGCCCGCAUCAACAACGACAGCGGAGACGCCGCAGAAGACCCAAUAACGAUGGAACGUGUUCUCCAUCAUCUGAAGGAUUGGAAGUUGUAUGUCUGGGCAUUCAAUCUCAUGGCCUCCACCCUACCUGGAUAUGCAUACAGCUACUUCAAGACAGUCAUCCUCAAGGGUAUGGGCUUUUCCACCACAGAGAGUCAGCUUCUCAGUGCCCCACCUUAUGUCCUUGCUGCAUUUGCCGUAUACUUUAGUGGCUGGCUUACCGAUAAAUACCAAAUUCGUGGACCGGUGAUUGCUGCCCACCAGCUCUUGACAGCAGUGGGUAUGCUGAUCACAGCCUAUGGCGGUUCGAUGGGAGCGAGAUAUUUCGGGAUCUUUUUGGGCGUGGGGUUCCUGCAGUUUUGUAUUCCCGGCGUGCUAGCAUUCCAAGCGAACAACAUUACGUCCCGCUCAAAGCGCGGAGUCGCAUCAGCAACCUGCCUAAUUGGCGGUGGCCUUGGGGGAAUCAUUGCAAGUAUCACUUUCAAGUCCGAUGAAAGUCCGCAUUAUACUACAGGCAUUUGGGUGACGUUUGGUGUUACGAUGGCCAGCAUAGCCCUUAUCAUGAUGAUGGACUAUCACUUUUGGAAAAUGAACAAGAAGGCCAAAGAGACGAAUAGUUACAUCGAAAAUAUGGCUGGAUGGUACUAUACUCUCUGA
This is a messenger RNA of Penicillium paradoxum, 1476 nucleotides long. RefSeq lists its product as uncharacterized. Gene Ontology annotation, cellular component: membrane. Gene Ontology annotation, biological process: transmembrane transport. Gene Ontology annotation, molecular function: transmembrane transporter activity. Lineage: Eukaryota; Fungi; Ascomycota; Eurotiomycetes; Eurotiales; Aspergillaceae. The record is from RefSeq and is a predicted model, not a curated record. The transcript has 8 exons. Bases 1 to 1476 code for a protein of 491 amino acids.